CAUCAUCUGAUCUCAUACGCAUACGCAACUGAACUCUCAUGUUAUCUCUCACGUGCUGUUUCUUAGGUAAGUUCUCAUAUAACCUUUCCACUUUAAGCUAUUUUGGUAGAAAAUAUCACUGAGGGAAGAGAAAAACGAUAUAUCCCCAGAAAAACGAUCUUCCCAGAUCUCAUGUAAAUUAAAAAAAUACUGAAUAGGUCUAGCAAAUUUUUAGGGAAUAGGGGGUGAGGUUUCAAAUGGACUAUUUUGAUGAAGAACUAUGUUCAUGGAAAAAUUCUGUUAACCUACUGGGUUACCCUCUUUAAAGAUGGUUGAAAUAAAAAAAAAAAAUCUAUUGUAAAAUGACAUGUUUCUGUUUGCAUAUUUACUGUAAUAUGGUUUGCAUUUAAUUUAAACAAGCCCCAUACUAGAUCUAUUUCUAAACAAGCCCCAUACUAGAUCCAGGUCUAAACAAGCCUCAUACUAGAUCUAAGGUCUAAACAAGCCCCAUACUAGAUCUAGGUCUAAACUAGCCCGGCAUACUAGAUCUAGGUCUAAAUUAAUGAAAAUAGGUACUAAUCCUGGGUACAUUCAUAAAAAAUAUGUGUUUUACUCAGUUUUUAAUAACACAUUCGAUCUUUCUAAAUUGAAAAUUGAAGUUAGCUUGUCGUGGCCACACUAAAGCCACCACUGGAUAGCCUCUCUUCACAAAAGCUUCUGUGAAUGUUGUGGAGUCAGGAAAUCUUGAUGUUCCUACCCAGCAAGGGCUUAGCCAGCGAGCCGUCCGGCUGUCUUUUAGAUGGCCAAAGAUUAUUUAGGAUGGCCACUUUUACCGUGACGGCUUGGCCUACUCAGCUUGGCCUAGCUUAGUUGGGCCUGGUCUACCUUAGCAAAUUCUUUACUUUCUUUGAAUCCAUCAAAUGUUGCAUUAAACUAAAACAUAUUGGACGGCCUAUUUCAUUUUUCUGGCUAAACCCCUGCUACCCAGUAUACCGAAAUCAACAGGAAAUUUACCAAAAGCUAUUUUUAAGAUAAGUAAAUGUUCAUUUUCAUUGCAUUUUUAGCGAAAAAUUUGUGAAUCUCAACAGUUUGAUAGCAAAUAUUUAAUGAAUUGCUGUGAGACGUAGACGUCAAAAAAAGGAUGGAGGAAACCGAGAGCAAUUUUAAGGAGCUGUUGGUGGAUUUUUCAAGAUGGUAUGAUGGACUUGGAUACAUCAAUAUGCUGAAAGUUCUGUACACAGAUCAUGUGCCAGAUUAUACUGAUUUAAUUGGAGCUACUAAGGGGAUGCCCUUGCUGCAAAAGUUAAUUGGUUCAGGGAAUUUGAGUUCAACAAAUCUCGGUAUCCUGUACGACACAAUAAAAGUAACUGGGCAAUUUGGCUUCAAAUCCAAAAUUGUACUUCAACCUUUACAAAGACUCGAGGAACAUAAAGUGUCUAAAUUCACGCGAUACAAACAAUUCCUGUUAAAACUCGGAAUGAAACUGACUAGAGAAGAUAUAGACAUGCUUGAUGCACGACAUAAUGACAUGCCUUUGUUAAAAGAUUAUAAAGACAGCUGGCAUUUGAUACUGCAUCUAGAGCAAAGGAAGGGGCUUUGUGAAGAAAACAUUGGAAAUUUCAUUGAAGGAUUACCAAGUUACUUGGCUGUGAAAGCUUUACUUGAAGACUAUUGUGCUGUGUUCUACUGUAGCUAUGUAUGCUGUUCACAUUCUCAAUUUUUGGUUUCUUGUGCAGAUAGCAGAGAAGCAUCAACAUCGAAACGACCAAUGUUAAGUGAAGGUAAUGAAGAACCAUCAACAUCAAAACGACCAAAGUUAAAUGAAGGAUUCCCAAGCAUAUCUGCAAACUCUGCUGGGCUUAGUGAUGAAGACAAGGUCAUUAGAGAAUAUCUACUAAGUAGACAACUUAGAGUGUGCCGCAAUGCCAAAUGUUUUACACCAGCAACUUGGAAUACUGCAUACCAUUUAGAUAUUGCUGACAUGUUCACUGACCUAGACUUACUAAAAGAAGGUGCUAUGAAUGAUGUGGUUGGAGAGUGUUCUAGUAGAAGAGUCAAGUUGGAAUUAGAGAGGCUUGAUAUUUUUGGUAAUAAUUUCAGUAACAUUGAUGUCUCUUCAUUCAUAUCCUUAUUCAUUACACCUAAACUGAAUGUGCUUAACCUGAUCAAUUAUAGUCUGUCCAGUGAUAUUAUAAAUGAUAUAGUUAGAGAGUGUUCCAGUAGAGGAAUCAAGUUUGAAUUACAGCAGCUGAAUAUCAGUGAUAAUAAUCUCAGUAACAUUGAUUGGUCUUCAUUUACAUCCUUAUUCAUCACUCCUAAACUGAGCACUCUGAACAUGAGGACUUGCAAUCUGUUCGGUGAUAUUUUAAAUGAUAGUGUUAGAAUGUGUUCUAGUAGAGGAGUCAAGUUGGUAUUAAAGAAGCUUAUUAUCAGUGAUAAUAAUCUCAGUGAAAUUGAUGGGUCUUCAUUUGCAUCCUUAUUCAUUACUCCUAAACUGAAUAUGCUUGACCUGAGCGAUUGCAAUCUGUCCGGUGAUAUUAUAAAUGAUAUGAUUAGAGAGUGUUUAAGUAGGGGAGUCAAGUUGGAAUUACAGAAGCUUGAUAUCAGUGGUAAUAAUCUCAGUAGCAUUGAUGUCUCUUUAUUCGCAUCCGUAUUUGUCACUCCGAAACUGAGUACUCUGAACAUGAGUAAUUGCAGUCUGUCUGGUGAUAUUAUAAAUAAUAUGAUUAGUGUAUAUUCUAGUAGAGGAUUCAAGUUGGAAUUACAGCAGCUUUAUAUCAGUAGUAAUAAACUCAGUACAGUUGAUGGUGCUUCAUUGGCAUCCUUAUUUAUUACAUCUAAACUGAAUGUGUUUCAUCUAAAAAGUUGCAUCCUAUCAGGUGAUAUUAUAGAUGAUAUGGUUAGAGAGUGUUCUAGUAUGGGCGUCAAGUUAAAAUUAAAGUUCUUAAAUAUCAGUGGUAAUAGGCUCUGUAAUAUUGAUGGGUCUUCAUUUGCAUCCUUAUUCAUCACACCUAAACUGAGUACUCUGAACAUGAGGAAUUGCAGUCUGUCAGGUGAUAUUAUAAAUUAUAUGGUUAGUGAAUGUUCUAGUACAGAAGUCAAGUUGGAAUUACAGCAGCUUUAUAUCAGUAGUAAUAAUCUCAGUACUGUUGAUGGUUCUUCAUUUGCAUCUUUAUUUAUUACACCUAAACUGAAUGUGCUUGUCCUGAAUGAUUGCAGUUUAUCAGGUGAUAUUAUAAAUGAUAUGGUGAGAGAGUGUUCUAGUAGAGAAGUCAAGUUGAAAUUAAAGUUCCUUGAUAUCAGUGGUACAGUAAUAGUCUCUGUAAUAUUGAUGGGUCUUCAUUUGCAUCCUUAUUCAUUACACGUAAACUGAAUACAUGCUUUACCUGAACAAUUGCUGUCUGUCCGGUGAUACUGUAAAUGAUAUGGUUAGAGAGUGUUCUAUUAGAAGAGUUAAGUUUAAUAUAGAGUUCCUUGAUAUGAGUGGUAAUAAUCUCAGUAACAUUGAUGGUUUUUCUUUUGCAUCCUUAUUCAUUACACCUCAACUAAAGAAUCUUGACCUGAGGAGUUGCAGUCUAUCAGGUAAUAUUAAAAAGGAUAUGGUUAGAGAGUGUUCUAAGAGGGGAGUCGAGUUGGAAGUGUAACAGUCAAGUAAGUGCAAUUAAUGAUAUGAUUACAGAGAGUGUUUCAAUGGAAGAAUGAAGUUGGAAUUACAGUAGCUGUAUAUCAGUGCUAAUAAUUCUUAUUAACAUUUGGGGAUUUUUUAAAUUUGUAUCCUUGUCAGGCAUGAGGGAAUUUCAUAUUUUUCACUUGUCCCCGGACAAGUGCCUUUGAAAAAUGCACUUGUCCUGAAGACAAUUGUACUUGUCCCAAAUUAUUGCACAAUAAUCAUAAAAACUAACACAAAAGUAAAGUACUGUAUUUUUGCUAAUUAAUAGGUCUACAUGCAUACUGCAUUUGAUCACGCAAAAAUGUUUUUCUUUCUGUUUUUAAUUUGCAAACAAUUUAAUAAUGUAUAAUAUGGAGAAAUUCAAAUAAAAUAAACAAUAAUAUUCUAUGUAUGUAGGAGUUUGUUGAUCGUUUGCUUAUUGCAUGUUUAAAAGUCGUCAACACUACAACUGCAAGUAAAUAUUUCAUAGGCAUGGCUGAUUCCCACGAUACACAGGUUCUCAGCCAUACGCUGACAGGACUGUGUUUUAUGACGUUAUUUGGGUGGAGUGAGGGUGGGGUGGCCAUACCGUUACGUGUGUACUCGUUUGCAAAUUUUAAUCAAUUAUAAUACUAACUUCAAAUUGGUUUUUUUCUCCGGAGGAUACAAAAAUCUAAUUCAAAUUGCACGGGAAAACCCCUAGAAAAAUAGAGGCUCAGAAUCAUAAAUACUUGUGUUCCCACUAUCAUGGAGGUAUCCCAAAAUGUCUGCAAAAUAUCUGUGGAAAUCAGUUCAUAUUUUCAAAAUGCAGCGUCGGAUUUCUGACCCUAAUAUUUUACAGGGGGAAUAUUUUACAGCGUGACACAUCCUCAUUUCAUCUAUUGCAAAAUGAAUAAAAUUGCUUACCUCUCAACAAAAGAAAAGCAUAUAACUCUGAGCAUGGGCCGAGGGGAUAAAUUCCUUAUAUAGAAUCCCUGAGACGGCAACAUUUUUGAAAGAGUAAAAUGAUUCAUUUAUAGGCCCUAAACCCUCAAUUUUUAACUCCAGUUUUACAAGAAUUGGAUUUUGUAUGCACAUUAUCUCCAUCACUUAAAAGUGAAUGAUUUUCUAAUUACUUAACAACCUUACAUUCCAAAUUAACUACCCUUGCUUGGUCUGUCUAGAUUGGCUUCCCCACACACACAAACGAAAUAGACUAGGCCUUUUUGGCUGUUGUUCAUAUUCGUACUAGAAAGUAAUUACUAGCCUUGAAGUCCAGACAUUUCAUGUCGUCCAACUCAACUAAUCAACUGAUGGCUGUGCGCCCUAGUCUUUAAAAAUGUCUGGUACUUAGACCUGACCAAUGCAAAUUUGUAUUGUAAACAGACUACGUGCAGCUGGCCCAGGCUGCUAAUGGCUAACAUGUAUGAUAUCGUGCAAAAAUAUGUACCUGCUGUAGGUCUAAUGUGUACACAUACAACAGAUCUGACUUACAUUUAACAAUUAAGAAUUUAUUUUCAAUCUUUACUGCAGAAAAUAACAAAUUUUAUAUUGAGUAAUCCUACAUUUUUUCUUUUAAACCGUCAAUAAAUCGCGGGAGUGUUGGUGACUCAAAGUUCAUGUUAGCCAACCUAAUUGUGAUGAAUAGCUCCUAAUUGCUUUGAUAUAUUUAUUUCAGUACCUCUGAUGUUAUAAAGUAUCUUCAGAGAAUUGUCCUAAGGCCACUGCUUGGCCAAACACAAUUAUUUCUAGACCCUUUACAAUUUGCCUAUUGAAGUAACGGAAGUGUAGAAGUUGCUGUUCUCUUUCAUUAAUACAGUAUUUAUCAACAUUUAGAUGCACCACGGUCUUAUGUAAGGUGCCUCUAUAUUGAUUUCUCAAGUAUGCAUUCAGUACAGUUGACCCAGAAUUACUUGUACCGAAUCUUAAGGAAAUGAAUGUAAAUGACACUCUCACUUUAUGGAUAUAUGAUUUCUUGAUGAACAGGCCCCAGUACAGUAUGUAAAAGUAAAUGAUAUUCUUCCUGAGAAAAGAGCUCAAGGAUCAGUUAUAUCCCCAGUGUUGUUCUCGCUUUUCACCAGCAAGUUUAGGGCUAAUUCUUAGCAGCGUUUAAUAAUUAAACAUGCAGAUGACACGGCCAUCUCAGGCUAUAUCACACAGGAUCUAAUGAAACAAUGUAUUGGAAAUUAGGGCAGGAUUUCACAGACUGGUGUCAUAAUAACUUAAAAUUGAAUGUAGAUAAAACAAGAGAAAUGGUUAUUGACUUCAGGAAAAAAACCAGAUCCACCAGAAAUUAUAUCAUUGAAAGGGUUCAAGAAUAUUAAAAUAGCUUGGCUGUGUAAUUGAUGAUAAAUGAAAAUGGAAUAAGAAUCUUGAAGAAAAUGAAAUAUCUCGAUAUUGAUAGUACCAUACUUUAAACUUUUUUAUGUCUGGGUAAUCCGCAGUGUAAUCCACAGUGUAAUCCGCAGUGUUGUAGUGUACUGUUUCAUUUGGUAUUGUGGUAACAUCAUGCAGAAAGAUAAAAAGAUCCUUAAUCAAAUAAAUAAGAGAGCAAACAAAUUGAUAUGUGAAAAUUUAAUUGAUAUUGAAAUAUUGUAUAUUGAACAAGUUAGGAAGAAAAUCAAUAGCAUUAUGUGUGAUGGAAUCCACCCCUAUAUGAUAAUUUUGUGGUUGCUAACUCUGGUCUGAGACUACUACCACCACGAACAAAGACAAAACGUUUUAGCAAUUCUUUUAUACCAAACUCAACUCAUAUAUACAUCUCCAAGGUCAAUAGGUAAAUGAGGGUAAUUUUAAUUAUUGUUUGAUAAUAUCUUAAUUUUGUAAUUAUUUAAAAAAAAUCUUAAUGAUGUAAAAUUUUAAUCUUGUUAAUAUAAUAUAUAAUAUUAAUAAUUUU
Molecule: messenger RNA, 6503 nt
Organism: Anneissia japonica
Lineage: Eukaryota; Metazoa; Echinodermata; Crinoidea; Comatulida; Comatulidae
Exons: 7
Coding region: 1121-3352 (743 amino acids)
Cellular component (GO): plasma membrane
Molecular function (GO): protein binding
Source: RefSeq, a predicted model, not a curated record